AUGUCGUUCCUCGGUGGCGCCGAGUGCUCUACGGCGGCCAACCCGCUUGCACAGUUUACGAAACAUGUACAAGAUGACAAGUCCCUCCAGAGAGACAGGCUGGUGGGCAGAGGCCCAGGGGGCAUGCAAGAAAGCAUGCGAUCCCAGGGUAUGGUUGGUGGGCAGGAUCAGAUGAUGGACGAGUUCAUGCAACAGCCUGGCCAUAUGGCACAGGGGCCGCCACAACCGUUCGCCAUGGAGCAGAUGCGGAGAGAACUCGAGAACUUUCAGACAGCACCCCCGCGGACCGGCUCUCCCGGUUGGGCUGCAGAGUUCGACCCGGGCGAGCAAGCCCGUAUGGAAGCUGCCUUCGCAGGACCAAAGGCUCCUAUGAUGAAUGGCGGUGCAGGUUUCACUCCUGCGGAGUUUGCUCGUUUCCAACAACAUAACCAGACGGGCAUGGCACGCACGGGGAGUCCAAUUACAUCUACACCCAGCCCUUUGAUGAGCGGCGGAUUCCAGCGACCGAUGGGCAUGGGAUAUAUGGGUGGAAUGGGUAUGAUGCGACCUGCCUAUAGUCCUAUGGGCAUGCAGCAACAACCGGCAGAGAUGUCUACGCAGGACAAGGGCAAAGGUCGGAUGGUGGAGUUGGACGAUCAGAACUGGGAGGCGCAGUUCGCUGAAAUGGAGACGGCUGGUACCCAGGACCUGGAUGUGGAGGCCAACGCGGCUAUGGAGGCAGAAUUGAAUGAGCUUGACAGGUCAGUCCCCGCAGGCACCGAGUCUCGCGAAGAGUCCUUCGAGAGAGUGUGGGAGAGGAUUAAAGCUCAGAUGGAUACAAACAGGAAAAUGGCCGAAAAUGCAAAAUUCGAUGUGACCGACGACAGCCUGCAUAUGGGCCAAUUGGAGGAGUGGGAAGGGUUUGACAACCUCCACACUCGAUUCCGCGACCCCCAGCUCGGUGAUUAUUUGUUCGAGCCUGAAAACGCAUUCCGCGCGGUGAACAACCCCUUUGAAGAAGGAGUUAAGAUCAUGCGUGAAGGUGGCAAUCUGUCUUUGGCAGCUCUUGCUUUCGAGGCUGCGGUGCAAAAGGAUCCUCAGCAUGUCGAAGCAUGGACGUACCUUGGAACUGCACAGGCACAGAACGAGAAGGAAAGCCCGGCAAUCAGAGCCCUGGAACAGGCGAUCAAGCUGAACCCCAAGAACCUGGACGCUCUGAUGGGAUUGGCUGUUUCUUACACCAACGAAGGAUACGACUCUGCAGCAUACCGUACGCUCGAGCGUUGGCUUUCUGUCAAGUAUCCUCAAGUCAUUGACCCGAAGGACCUCUCUUCUGAUGCAGACAUGGGAUUCACUGACCGACAUGCCUUGCACGAAAAGGUCACUGAUCUUUUCAUCCGUGCUGCUCAAUUAUCGCCUUCUGGCGAGCAAAUGGACCCCGACGUCCAGGUCGGUUUGGGUGUUCUUUUCUACUGUGCUGAAGAAUAUGACAAGGCUGUUGACUGCUUCACGGCUGCCCUCGCAUCUACUGAGACAGGUACUUCCAACCAGCAGGAACAGCUUCACCUGCUGUGGAACCGGCUGGGAGCUACUCUUGCCAACUCUGGUCGGUCUGAGGAGGCCAUCGAGGCCUAUGAGAAGGCACUGACCAUCAACCCGAACUUUGUUCGUGCUCGUUACAACCUCGGAGUUUCGUGCAUCAACAUUGGCUGUUACCCCGAGGCAGCGCAGCACCUUCUCGGAGCUCUCUCCAUGCACCGUGUUGUGGAGGAGGAAGGUAGAGAACGAGCACGAGAAAUUGUCGAAGGGGUCGACGGUAUCGGAGAUGAUGAGUUGGACCGCAUGAUCGAUGUCAGUCACAACCAGAGCACAAACCUGUGGGAUACGUUGCGCAGGUAUGACCAUCUAUCUCAUUGCUACUCGAUCAUGGCUACCGGAGCUCAGAUUAUCGCCCGAGCGCUACGCGACUUGGGCGUCACGGUCAUCUUCGGCCUGGUGGGAAUUCCCGUCGUCGACAUCGCAGAAGAGGCGAUCAAUCUGGGAAUCCGGUUCAUUGCGUUCCGUAACGAGCAGGCCUGCAGCUAUGCCGCCAGUGUAUAUGGGUAUAUGACGGGACGACCAGGUGUCUGUCUCGUGGUUGGAGGGCCCGGAGUUCUCCAUGCUAUCGCAGGUAUAGGAAAUGCAUCGGCUAAUAACUUCCCACUACUCGUCCUUGCUGGUUCGUCCGAGACGACGGCUGUGACGAAGGGGUCCUUCCAGGAGAUGGAUGCCAUUUCUCUGCUGACGCCGCACACGAAAUUCGCUGUUCGGGCGAACUCUCUUGAUUCAAUCCCGGGUGCGGUUCGAAAUGCAUACAGGAUGUGCUGGUAUGGACGUCCUGGACCGACGUUCGUUGAUCUCCCUGCGGAUAUCAUCCAGGGCAAAGCAGCGGCUGAUGUUAAGCUGCCGGCACCUGAGAAUCUGCUAUUGCCUUCUCCGCCAAAGCCGAGCGGAGAUCCAGCUACUAUCUUGAAGGCCGCGCAGUUACUUAGAUCUGCUCGUGCGCCUCUGGUCAUUGUCGGGAAAGGAGCAGCCUAUGCGCGGGCAGAGUCCGCAAUACGUGAGCUGGUUGAGCGGACACAAGUCCCUUUCUUGCCUACGCCCAUGGGGAAGGGUGUGGUCCCUGACUCCCACCCAUUGAACGCUUCGAGUGCUCGAAGUGCCGCGCUAAAGAACGCUGAUGUAGUGCUGCUCCUGGGUGGGCGACUGAACUGGAUUCUGCAUUUCGGGGCCCCUCCGAAGUGGUCUCCCACAGCAAAGAUCAUCCAGGUCGAUAUCUGCGCAGAGGAGAUUGGCCGGAAUGCAGGAAACGCAGAACUCGGCAUCAUUGGCGACAUUGGCCUUGUCGUUGAGCAGUUGUCCACGAAGCUCUCCAAUUGGAAAUAUCAACCAGGACCAUCCGGUGGCAUCUCCUUCCCAUCACUUCUGGCUUCGUCUGCAAAGAAGAAUGAAGCAAAAGCAGAAAACGCUGCAUUGAAACCCACCCCCCCAAACACUCCUCUUACCUUCCAACGCGCGUACCAUAUCAUCAAAAACACGCUGAAUUCCCUCAGCGCCCCCGAGGAUGGCCAGAUCGUCUACGUCUCCGAAGGAGCCAACACGAUGGAUAUCUCCCGAUCCAUCUUCCCAUUAAACCACCCCCGUCAACGUCUCGAUGCCGGCACAUACGCCACCAUGGGUGUCGGUCUCGGCUACGUCAUCGCAGCUCACGCUGCAUACAACAUCUACCCAGCCGAUCAAACGGCGGCCAUCUCUCGACCGAAGAAAAUCGUCGCAUUCGAAGGCGACAGCGCCUUCGGCUUCAGCGCCAUGGAAAUCGAGACCAUGGCCCGCUACCGCAUCCCGGCCUUGAUCUUCGUCAUGAACAACUCCGGCAUCUAUCACGGCGACACCCCGUCUGAAGACGCAUGGAAAACCCUCCAGGACCAAACGAUAUCUAACGAUACGAAAUCAGAAGAGGACUACAAGAAGGGGCUCAGAUCAACUAGUCUUCUCUACGAGGCGCGCUAUGAACAACUCGCUACCAUGUUUGGUGGGAAGGGAUACUUUGUACGCACGGAAAAGGAGCUAGAGAAGGCUACGAGGGAUGGAUUCCUGGAGUCGAAUACCGUUACGGUUGUGAAUGUCGUGGUUGAGCCUGGUGUCGGGCAGAAAAUCCAAUUCGCUUGGCAAGGGGUUAAGGAUGAGGGGUCGAAUAAGCAGGCGAAGUUGUAG
Molecule: messenger RNA, 3732 nt
Organism: Paecilomyces variotii
Lineage: Eukaryota; Fungi; Ascomycota; Eurotiomycetes; Eurotiales; Thermoascaceae
Exons: 5
Coding region: 1-3732 (1243 amino acids)
Biological process (GO): fatty acid alpha-oxidation
Cellular component (GO): peroxisome
Molecular function (GO): catalytic activity; protein binding; thiamine pyrophosphate binding
Source: RefSeq, a predicted model, not a curated record